GGACGCGGCAAUUCGUCAAAAAUUCACAUGUAAAGGAUUGCUCUCUAUUGUUGUCAUCGUCGCUCUUUAGGUUGUUGAUGGGACGAUAGAGAAAGGGACAAAAAUAGCUUUAGACGAACGAAAUUCCCUGCAUACGUUGCGGGUGAAUAAAGAAGAGUCCUGCAUUGGCGUGAACUUUGACUAAGGAUGGUACGGUACGGCUACGGUUUUUAUGACAUCGAAUCAAAUGGAAUUCAUUUGUUGUGCGACAGGUGCGCUAUGAACAAGGAUACAAAGUUUAUUUGUCUUCAGUUCCUUGCCAACAACUGCCAGGAUAACAUCACGGUCGUGCAUUGUAUAUUUCUAAGGCGUUAUUAAUCCUUUUUUUAAUCACAAACAAAUAACAUAGUUAUUGUUUUAUUUUUUGAGCUGUGAAAAAAAAAAAAUAAUAAUUUAAAAAAAGUGUACAGCCUAAAAGUAUGCUAAAAGUGGAACUUAAGUUUUUAUGUUUAACAUUAAAAAAGUGAUAAAUAAAAUUGUAUAAGUGCCGGUUUAAAAAUACACUUACUCGUAUAAUUAUUUGUAUUUAGUGCCUCGUUUGAUAAAUCGAAAAGAUCCAGCUAUACAACUUAAUUUAAUUAGAGGAACAAAAUUAAAAGUUCGUGUAAAAAAAUAUUUUGUUUUACUUUUAAUUAGAAUCCGGCAUUAGGAAAGAUAUCUAGGAACUACCCCUUAUAAAAUAUACAAAAAGAAAUGGAAAACCUUAUGGAAUACCGCAUGCUACCGGCAAUCAGUACAUUUCCGCAAUUCAAUCGACCUAUGUCAAUUCUCUCGCCCUUGGACUUAUCCUUACGUUCGUCUUCUAUUCCAAUUACACCACCAUCAACACCCUCACCCCCAAGAAAGCGCACAAAAAUGUUCGAAGAGCAAAACAUUUGGCGUCCACAUUCCCUAAGCUACUUUGACGGAACACCUUUCGUGGGUCAGCACCGUGUGGCGGAAAAUCCAAUCACCAGCAUUAACAGGACAACAAGUUCAAGUUCCCCAUCAAAACAACCAGAAGACGACAAUGACUGUUGCUUCAAGGAUAAAUCACGAACUGCCAGCAGCAAUGUGGAGGGUGGUGGUGAGAGUGAAGUCGAUGGUCAAUCGAUAAAUAUUUCCGAAGAUGAAACAAUUAUUCUGACCGAAGACGACGAAAACGACGUUGACGCCGAUGCCGCAUCCGAUUCUGACAACGACGACGAGGAGUAUGUCGACGUGCUGGGCAACGAUGACGAAGAGUACAGCGCACCCCCGAAACAGCUAUUUCUCCCUAAUUCAGACGAGGAAAAUAUAAAUCCUCCGAAGGCGCUUACUCGAGACAAAUUAGUCUACGAGGACGAAGAAUUACACAAGAAGGCCAUGGAUGGUUUCGCUAAGCUCUUUGUGAGGGAUUUUAAGAACGACCCAAACCCCGCCACACAAACCGCACCAAAAAUCAGUGAAGAACUGGCAAGCACUAGUGCUAGCGUUGUCCCUGAGUUCACCAAAAGUUCGAAGAUGGAAAAGAAACGAUUCAAAAUGCGGAAACAGCUUUCGCUGGACGAGGACAAUACCAGUCCUGUUUCGGGAACAAUCAUAAGAAAGCUGCGCGACGACGAAGAGCUGGUGGUGCGAAAAGGUGACAUAGAUCCAGCCUUCAAUGUGGUCGAAAUAACUGAGGAGGCAAAGGCGAUUUUGGCGAGCAUAGACAACAAAAUUGGAGCGUACUUAUGUCAGCUUUGCCGAACACUGUACGACGAUGCCUUCCAACUGGCCCAGCAUCGGUGUCCCCGCAUCGUUCACAUUGAAUACAAGUGUUCCGAGUGUGAAAAGGUAUUCAAUUGUCCGGCUAAUUUGGCAUCGCACAGACGAUGGCACAAACCGAAAACCGAAGCAAUGGGGAGUUCACAUCAAUAUAGAAAGCGUAUUUCAGUUGAGGGUGAGACUGUCAAGCGUACCGAUGGCGAAGAGUCAACUUCUGAGGGAAUAUUCAAUUGCAAUCAGUGUGGAAAAUCAUUUAGAAGACAAGCAUAUCUUAAGAAACAUCUAGCUUCACAUCAAAUGUUAGAAGAACUGAAGGCGAUCGAUUCGUAUAAACAGACCAACAAUGCAUUUCCUCAUAGUGCUUCUAAUUUCACCUUCCACCAAGUCAACCAUCAAGUUCAUCAUCAUCAAACAUCACAAAACCAUCAUUUCUUACAUCAUCCUCCUAAAACCUAUUCAAAUCAUCCACCUGGAGCCCGAUUUCCAAAUUUAUUCACAAACUUCGACCAUCGAAGGUUUCAUGUUCUCAGUGAUUUGUAUUUAUCACAUCAGCUUGAUCGGUCUUCAGCAUUUCAAUACGUUCAAAAUCAGAACAUUCGAGGUCUGCCUAUGGCACCUAUGAUUUCGCCUUUGAUGCAAAUGCCUGUGAAAUGACAGGUUUUGAGACCAGUGCCAAGGAUAGCACUGAUAAAUAGUACGACCACUAACUCUACCGCAACCAAAGUAGCAUGCCACGAACAACAAAAAUUACCAACAGCAGGAGUUGGUGGGGGCAUUGCUUCUGCUGAUGGUAAUGCUGCCUCGUCAGUGCCAUGGACAAAUACUUCGGUGGAAUUCACUAAUUUAUGAAGAACCUAAGAGGAGACAGUGCUGUAGGAUAAAUUGAGAGUCAAAAAGAUCAAGAAACGUACGAGUAUCAUAAAGUUUAAGCAUCAUUAUAUUGAUUAUUGUCAACAUCUUGCGAAUGUACCUUUAGAAGUAUAGAUAUUAUAAAUAGGAAUUAAAUUGUUAACAAAUA
This is a messenger RNA of Eupeodes corollae, 2785 nucleotides long. RefSeq names its product zinc finger protein 91 (gene nerfin-2). The record is from RefSeq and is a predicted model, not a curated record. Bases 733 to 2421 code for a protein of 562 amino acids. NCBI's taxonomy places the organism in Eukaryota, Metazoa, Arthropoda, Insecta, Diptera, Syrphidae. The transcript is spliced from 4 exons. Gene Ontology annotation, biological process: regulation of cell cycle process; neuron differentiation; negative regulation of transcription by RNA polymerase II. Gene Ontology annotation, molecular function: DNA-binding transcription repressor activity, RNA polymerase II-specific; RNA polymerase II cis-regulatory region sequence-specific DNA binding. Gene Ontology annotation, cellular component: transcription repressor complex; nucleus.